Messenger RNA from Dromaius novaehollandiae (emu), 1830 nucleotides. RefSeq names its product diencephalon/mesencephalon homeobox 1 (gene DMBX1). Gene Ontology annotation, molecular function: DNA-binding transcription factor activity, RNA polymerase II-specific; RNA polymerase II transcription regulatory region sequence-specific DNA binding. Gene Ontology annotation, biological process: regulation of transcription by RNA polymerase II. NCBI's taxonomy places the organism in Eukaryota, Metazoa, Chordata, Aves, Casuariiformes, Dromaiidae. The record is from RefSeq and is a predicted model, not a curated record.
AUGCUGCCUCCCGGUAGAUGGCAGCUCCGCCGGGCGCGGAGGCAGCGCGCAGGCAGCGCGGGCGCAUGGAGUGAGGCGGGCGGGGGGCGAGGCCGGCGCGCAGGGCCCGCUCCCACUCCCACGCGUGCCCGCGCCCGCGCGUCGGCUCCCACGGCGGGCGGAGAGGCUGCGCCGCCGCCGCCCCAGGUUUAUGUCGCCAUGCAGCACUAUGGAGUGAAUGGUUACUCCCUUCAUGCUAUGAAUUCACUGAGCGCCAUGUACAACCUUCACCAACAGGCAGCUCAGCAAGCCCAGCACGCCCCCGACUACAGACCCUCGGUGCAUGCCCUCACCCUGGCAGAGAGACUGGCUGACAUUAUUUUGGAGGCACGUUAUGGAUCCCAGCAUCGCAAACAAAGGCGAAGUCGCACAGCCUUCACAGCCCAACAGCUGGAGGCACUGGAGAAGACCUUCCAGAAGACUCACUAUCCAGAUGUGGUGAUGAGAGAGCGGCUGGCUAUGUGCACAAAUCUACCUGAGGCCAGAGUACAGGUUUGGUUCAAAAACCGGAGGGCCAAAUUCCGGAAGAAGCAGCGCAGCCUGCAAAAGGAGCAGCUGCAGAAGCAGAAGGACUGUGAAGGGAGCCACAGCGAGGGCAAGACAGAGGCACCCAUGCUGGAGACCCAGGCCACCACCCCAGAGGCCAAAAAGGCCCAGAGCCUCCCAAGCGAGGCAAGCACAGACCUCAACCUAACCCUGUCGGAGCAGUCAGCCAGCGAGUCAGCGCCCGAGGACCAGACAGACAGAGAGGAGGAGUUCAAGAGCACCUUGGAAGAGGCUAAAGCAGACAAGAGUCCUGGUGUGGACAGCAAGGCUUUGAACUGCAAGAGAGCAAGCCCAAAAGCAGAGUCUCCUAUCAGUGCAACUGUGACGCCUUCAUCCAGCAGUGGCCUGGCUCAGACCCACUCCUACUCCUCUUCGCCCCUGAGCCUCUUCCGCCUGCAGGAGCAAUUUCGCCAGCACAUGGCAGCAACCAACAACUUGGUCCAUUACUCCUCCUUCGAAAUGGGGACACCAUCUGCCAUGCCCUACUUGGGCAUGAACGUCAAUAUGGCGCCGCUGAGCUCUCUGCACUGUCAGUCUUACUACCAGUCACUCUCCCACGCUCAGCAGGUCUGGUCCUCGCCCAUCCUGCAGGCCUCCAGCUCCCUUCCAAGCCUGAACAGUAAAACGACAAGUAUCGAGAACCUCAGGCUCCGGGCAAAGCAGCACGCAGCUUCCCUUGGGCUUGACACCCUACCCAACUGACUGCAAGACAAGCUGCCAUCGCCCACAGGAAGAUGCACUGGAGGUUGGCACUAGAUGUGUCACGCCUUGAACCCCCCAUCCUCAUCUCUUCCUGGAGUAAGGUGCUCCCAUUCAGGGAAAACUUUGCAUUUAGUAACAUCUUAUUAACACCACGAUUGCAUCAGACAUUGCUACGAGCCUGGUCUUCGCUAAAUAUUUAACGAGGAAAGGGGAGAGGAUGUAUAUUUAGACAGAUGAACUGUCCUCUGGACUGCCGUCAGUUAAGCCUGUAAGAUUCAGAAAAAAAACCUCUUUCCUCAACCCCACAAUAAUGUGCCAGCCGUGUUAUAUACACAUUUUUGUUGUUGUUGCGUUCUUUGGGAAAAGAAGGAGUCCUGCUUUACCCUGUAUAUAGUUUAUAAUGUUGAAAGAACCCUUCACCUGUGUGUUACUGUCAGUGUUACAGAUCUGUGACCUCUUUUGCUUUUAUUCCUUCUUUCUCAGUUUGAGUAGCUAGUAUCCAAGUUACAAGUCAGCCAUCGUCCCCACCUCAGCUUGCAGCUA